Molecule: messenger RNA, 1604 nt
Organism: Salarias fasciatus (jewelled blenny)
Lineage: Eukaryota; Metazoa; Chordata; Actinopteri; Blenniiformes; Blenniidae
Exons: 2
Coding region: 23-1177 (384 amino acids)
Source: RefSeq, a predicted model, not a curated record
CCUGCUCCAUUAUGGCUUCGAAAUGACUCUACAGGAUUUGGUUGAGCUGUAUUUUUACCUUGGACUUCAUCACAAGGACAUUACUACUUUGCUUGCAAGUCGCCACCGUUUUAUUGUCUCCGAACGACAUUUGAAACGGCUGUUGAGAUCCUAUGGCCUGUUUCGGAGGAAGAACUAUGCCAGUUACGAUCGAAUAAUUACUUUCAUUCAGGAACAAUUGCAAGCUUCUGGACAAUUACAUGGUUAUAGGUGGAUGUAUGCAAAAUGUCAGGAGAAUGGAUUACGUGUCCGCAAAGAAGACGUGCGUUUGAUUCUAAAAGAACUGGACCCACGGGGUGUUGAACUCAGGGCAUCCAGGCGUCUGUUGCGCCGAUCCUAUUUUGCAAGAGGACCGAAUUUUAUUUGGCACUUGGACUCCUACGAUAAACUCAAGCCAUUUGGGAUUUGUAUCAACGGCUGCAUUGACGGGUUUUCACGGAAAAUCAUUUGGAUGAAUGCUUUUACGACAAGCAGUGAUCCCAAAAUCGUUGGAGGCUACUACAUAGAGGCAGUGGAGAAACUUGGUGGUUGUCCAAGGAUUGCGAGAGGCGACUUGGGCACAGAGAAUGUUAAAGUCAGAGACUUUCAGCGUUUUCUCCGUCGCAACAUACAGGAUGGCUCUUCUAUCGACAGCUACAUUGAAGGGGCAAGCACGGCAAACCAGAGGAUAGAAAGUUGGUGGGGAUCCCUCAGGAAGGAAUCUAUGGAUUUUUACAUCACUCUGUUUGUUGAUCUGAAGGACCGUGGUUUGUUCGACGGUGAAUAUUUAGACAAAAGUCUAAUUCAGUUCUGCUUCAUGGGGAUCAUCCAGGAUGAACUGGAUGAGACCAUCCGUGUGUGGGAUUCACACGUCAUCAGACCAUCCAGGAAUGACCGGGUACCCAGUGGUCGGCCCAGAGUCAUGUACAUGUUCCCAGAACUCUACUCAACUGAAGACUGCAUUUCUCUGGUGGACAGUGCUGAUGUGCAGCUGUGUCGAAGUGAAAGCACAUUUCGACCAUCAGUGCCAUGUGACGCAGACAUCUACAACCUCUGCAACAUUCUGAUGGUGGAGUCACAGUUGCAUCUGCCAGCUGAUGCUUAUGAAGCACUGGAUUUGUACCUGGAAUUGAGGAAUCAAAUCAGAUCCUCUCUCUAAUUUACCACUAAAAGAAAGAUAACAAAAGAUGCAGCUUCCUUGGUGCUUUUAAAGCCAAAAGGAUAGACUAUUGUUCCAUUUGGUUUUUUUUUAAUUAGUGAUGAAAAUGGUACUGGAAUAUUAAGAAAUAUACUGUCCUUGACUGUUUUGACAGACAGAAUAGCUGUUGAAUGACUCUUCUGAUCUGAAUUCUGACUGCCACGCGAACAAUUUCGCUGAACGUGAUGUAGAUCACCUGGCCAACAUAGUGUGUGAUGAAACUGCCCAUAUUUGGACCACGAAGCCUGGUCUCCAUCAAGGAAAGGACUCCAUGCAUGACAAAGCAUACUUGAUAAUUGUGGUUGUAAAUAGAACUUUUCAUUUUAUCCAAAUCGAGAGAGAGAGAGAGAUGCCAAACAGCUUUGUCUUUUCUGUUUAUUGAAGAAUG